AUGGGCUGUGUUGGCGGUGAAAUCGAUCAAGCUUUUCAAUACAUCAAAGACAACAAUGGUAUCGACACUGAAGAUGCUUAUCCAUACGAAGAUGAUGACAAUCGAUGUCGAUUCAAACCAGAAGGUGUUGGCGCAACUCUAACUAGUUAUAACAACAUCACAUCAAAAGACGAAAGCGCACUUCAACAAGCUGUUGCCAAUAUUGGUCCUAUUUCGGUCGCCAUUGAUGCCAGUCAUAAUUCAUUUCAACUAUACAAAGGAGGUGUCUAUCAUGAAGUCUUCUGUUCACAAAUUCAUCUAAAUCUUGCCGUUCUUGUUGUUGGCUAUGGCACCGACAGUGGCAAAGAUUACUGGCUUGUUAAAAACAGUGUGGGUGAAGGCUGGGGUGAAAAAGGUUAUAUUCGAAUGACUCGUAAUAAACGCAAUGAAUGCGGUAUUGCUACAGCGGCUACUUAUCCAAUUGUGAACAAGUUUUAA
Molecule: messenger RNA, 477 nt
Organism: Adineta ricciae
Lineage: Eukaryota; Metazoa; Rotifera; Eurotatoria; Adinetida; Adinetidae
Source: the annotation of a GenBank genome assembly